AUCCGCCCCCCGUCGAACGUCGCCCGUGCGCCCGUCCAGGCCGGCGAGCAGGCGGCGGGCCUGCCCUGUCCAGACCAACGAUACAGUCCGUCUCGGAAGCCCCUCAGUCCAGCAUCUCCUAGAGGCACGGCGGGUCAGUCCCUCUUCCUCCUUCUCCCCUCCCGACGAGCGCCGCCAGCACCAGGAGCCAUGAACGGUAUCGCUCAGCACGGCGUGGCGCCGCACACCAACGGCGUCAACGGCACCAAGCCGGAGGACAAGAUCGCCAUCCUGAAGGCGGCCGCGGCGCGCGAGGAGUCCGGGCUGUCCAAGAUCGAGCUGCCCGACGGCAACCCCUUCACGCUGUUCAACCAGUGGCACGCCGCCGCGCUCAAGUCCAACCUCGUGCUGCCCAACGCCCUGUGCCUCUCCACCGCCACCAAGGAGGGCCGCGUCAGCUCGCGCCAUGUCAUCCUCCGGCGCCUCGAGGAGGACGGCUUCAUCAUCAUGACGGACCGGCGCAGCAAGAAGUCUGCCGAGCUCGCUGAGAACCCAGUCGCCUGCAUGACCUUCCUGUGGUGCUACAGGAGGGAGGACGGCUUGACCGUCAACCAGCAGGUGCGGAUAGAGGGCGACGUGGUGGAGCUGGGAGAGGACCGGUACCUGGACCUGUACGAGCGGGAGCCGCUGUUCUGCAAAGUGCGCAGCCACCUCUGCCACCAGGGCGUGGAGGUGGACUGGGACGAGCUCAAGAGCAAGCACGACGACAUCCUGAAGAAGGUGGCCGAGGGCACCACGACCCUUCCCUGCCCCGAGCACUUCGUCGCCUACAAGCUGUUCCCCACCAUGAUCGAGUUCUACUACGCCCACGACUCCAACAUCGGCGACCGCAUCAUGUUCGUCAAGAAGGCGGGCGGGGCGUGGGAGAACACCAGGAUUGCAGCCUAGGCCGGGUCGACAAUGGGCGGGGCCGCCACUGGCUCCAGAGGCUGCAGAGUUUGCCAUACCGGGUUGAGGCUUCUUCAUGAAGCUCAGAGUGAUUCGACGUGCCAUAUCUAAAUGAGCGGGAGGGUUCGUGUAAGUCUAAAAUAACUAUCAACUGGUCAACGGAGAGCGGACGCCAGGAGUGAAGCAGAGUGCAGAGCCAGGAGCGCCACAUGCUCGGGACAUGACAGGAUAUGGUGACAACAUUCAUAAUUGCCAUAGGUGCGUAAGCAAAUCCGAGUUUCCUUUCAUGUGGCCUGGAGUAGUAACUCAUAAAACAUGUGUUUCACAAAGCUCCAACAUCCACGUCUCGCAUCCAUAGUUGUUCCGUGCGUAAUGCGUUUCAGCAAAACACAAAUUCCUAAAUUGAAAAUCAUAAGUUAUUUGGCCAUUUGCUCUGCUUACUGUUUGGCACGCUUAACUGUGAAAAUCGACGACACUGCCAAGUCUAUUAACACUUUUAGAAACUCUCCCUUAACUCCUAUAUAAUUAUUGUUGUAUGUAUAAAAAUGUUCACUAAUCUAACUCCUGAUUUAAUAAAUUACAUUGUAAGAUA
Frankliniella occidentalis (western flower thrips) is the source of this 1519-nucleotide messenger RNA. RefSeq names its product pyridoxine/pyridoxamine 5'-phosphate oxidase-like. Bases 190 to 927 code for a protein of 245 amino acids. Gene Ontology annotation, biological process: pyridoxine biosynthetic process; pyridoxal 5'-phosphate biosynthetic process. The record is from RefSeq and is a predicted model, not a curated record. The transcript has 6 exons. NCBI's taxonomy places the organism in Eukaryota, Metazoa, Arthropoda, Insecta, Thysanoptera, Thripidae. Gene Ontology annotation, molecular function: pyridoxamine phosphate oxidase activity; FMN binding.